This is a messenger RNA of Trichoderma harzianum CBS 226.95, 789 nucleotides long. RefSeq lists its product as hypothetical. The record is from RefSeq and is a predicted model, not a curated record. NCBI's taxonomy places the organism in Eukaryota, Fungi, Ascomycota, Sordariomycetes, Hypocreales, Hypocreaceae. Bases 1 to 789 code for a protein of 262 amino acids. The transcript is spliced from 7 exons.
AUGUCCUUCGACGAGUCAUUCCUUAGCCCGAGAGGCUUGUUGGUAAACAACAACUCAAACUUUGUCUGUCAUGGGCCGAACUUCUCAAAGCUCCAACAGGCGACGCAGGCAACGCUAAGAUUGCCAUAUGAUGACCAAAGAAUUCGCUAUGUGGCUGGGUUUACAGACAAGGGAAUGCAAGAGCUGUACUCUGAUAUACUCAUCCCCAUCAUGGAUGACUUUUACAAGAUUACCCACCAAUCCAUGGUUCUGGAGAGUGGAUAUCGUUCCGUGGGAGACGUAUGCAAACACAUUCUGGGACUCGCAGCCGCAACCCAAAUGGACUAUGACAAGAUAUUUGAUGCUCUUGAGAGGCUCUACGGCCAGGAAUCAGACAACGACAGCCUCCGCGAGGAAGUUCAGGCGAAAAUGAAAGAACGCAUAGAUAAACUCGCAUCCUUAUCAGAUAUAGCCACUGACGUAACCAACAGCCUGAGAGACGCUAUUGGAAAUGCUACUGAGGCGCAAAUCCUGGUCAAAAAGAUUGGCGCAGAUUUGUCCAGUCAAAGUACCAUCGAGCGACUUCGCGCAUGCCAUGAGGGCGAGCGUGACUCGGAGGACUUUGACAAUGACUGUAAUGCGUUGGGAAUUCUCCAGGGUAUAAUAGACAAGCAAAAUAUGCAAGACGACUCGGGCGGCUCAAUGGAUAACUUGCAACACGCUGAGCCACCGUCGAUAUCUGGAAUGAUCUCACUGCAUUGUCCACCUAUGUGGCGGAACAUACAAAACCUGGACCAGGGCCUCUCCUAG